GAACUAAGCGAAUAUAGACGUGAUUCUCCUUUUCAAAAAUACAAUUUUUUUACAUAUACAUAGAAAAGAAACAAAAUAAAUGAAAACUGUAUAAAUUGUCAAAAUAAAAAGAGAUAUAUAAAAACAUAGUGAACUAUAACUUUUGGAUUUCAAAUUUUUAAGUAUAUAAAAAAUUAAAUAGAAAUCUAAACAAACAAAAUUAAAUAGAAAUCUAAAAAACAUAUUGCUAAUUCUAAACAAAUAAAAUAGAGUUUUUCUAACAACUUCAAGAAGUUUCUAGUACAAUAAAAAACGCCUUUAUACAUCAUAGUUAGUUGAUACAUACAUACAAAAAAUACACAAAACCAACGCAGACGAGAAGAAAAUGUUCUUAUAUCUAUGACCAAUUAUUGACAUCACCACAGAAUUUCGUACAAUUAUUUGCCUCUGAAUUUCCAUUCAUCUCAUUCGAACGCCAACAGUUGGUACAAACUUUAACUGCCAUGUCUACGGCAUUCCUGACCGCAAUAGCGGUUAUACUCUGCAUUCUAUUUCGCAUUUUAAACGUCAACAGCCAACCAUUGAAACCCAGUGUUUGGUGUCUGGAUCAACAGUUUUUAGAUUGUCUAUAUAAGAUUGCUCCAGUUUUAAAGGAACCCUACAUACCAACACGCUUGUGGGGUUUUAGUGGUCAUGUACAAACUGUCCUGCAUAGUAUAGUGGGACGCGUUAAAUGUCCUUGGCCGUUGGGCGAACGUGUUUAUUUAUCCCUGGAAGAUGGUUCUACAUUAACGUAUGAUUUGUAUCAACCUCUAAAAGAAUUUGAAGAUGACAUCACCGUAGCCAUAUGUCCUGGUAUUGGCAAUUCCUCGGAAAGUGUUUAUAUACGCACAUUUGUUCAUUAUGCACAAUGUCAUGGCUAUCGUUGUGCAGUCCUUAAUCAUAUUGGUGCCUUAAAUAGUGUUCAAGUCACUGCAUCGAGAAUAUUCACAUAUGGUCAUACUGAUGACUAUUCCAUAAUGGUUGAGAAUCUAACGGAAAAAUAUAGGGAUACACAUAUUGUGGCGGUGGGCUUUAGUUUGGGUGGUAAUUUGGUUACCAAAUAUAUGGGUGAAAGUGACAAGAAGAAACCACAAAAUAUCAUUGGUGGUAUUUCGAUAUGUCAGGGCUAUAAUGCCGAAGAAGGCACCAAAUGGCUAUUAAAUUGGCAAAAUUUCCGUCGUUUCUAUUUGUACAUUAUGACUGAAAAUAUGAAAAAUAUAAUUUUAAAACAUCGUCAUGUACUCCUGUCGGAGGAGACACGCCAGCGUCAUAACUUAAAUGAGCGUGAAAUUAUUGCAGCCGCCACACUGCCAGAACUGGAUGAGGCUUAUACAAGACGUGUUCAUAAUUUCCCUACAACAACAGACCUUUAUAGAUGGAGUUCCUCUUUACACUAUUUUGAUAAAAUUGAAAAGCCAAUGAUAUUUAUAAAUGCCAAAGACGAUCCCUUAGUACCAGAAGAUUUAUUGCCGCCCAUUAAGAAUUUUGCCGCAUCUCGUCACAAGACUUGUUAUAUCGAAUUGGCCCAUGGUGGUCAUUUAGGUUUCUAUGAAGGUGGUCUUAUUUAUCCAAAUCCUGUUACCUGGUUAGAUCGCACAUUAAUAUCAAUGAUUGGAGCAUUAUUCAUGAUCCACAUAAAUCCCUCAAAACAUCAGAUCUCAGCAACGCAUUAAAGAGCUUACAACAAUAUAU
Lucilia cuprina (Australian sheep blowfly) is the source of this 1713-nucleotide messenger RNA. RefSeq names its product abhydrolase domain-containing protein 2 (gene Hydr2). NCBI's taxonomy places the organism in Eukaryota, Metazoa, Arthropoda, Insecta, Diptera, Calliphoridae. The record is from RefSeq and is a predicted model, not a curated record. The transcript is spliced from 7 exons. Gene Ontology annotation, cellular component: sperm flagellum; sperm plasma membrane. The coding region runs from base 483 to 1694 and encodes 403 amino acids. Gene Ontology annotation, biological process: steroid hormone receptor signaling pathway; acylglycerol catabolic process; medium-chain fatty acid biosynthetic process. Gene Ontology annotation, molecular function: acetylesterase activity; monoacylglycerol lipase activity.